This is a messenger RNA of Schistosoma mattheei, 6494 nucleotides long. The record is from the annotation of a GenBank genome assembly. Lineage: Eukaryota; Metazoa; Platyhelminthes; Trematoda; Strigeidida; Schistosomatidae.
UACAGAUGGUGACCUUCAAAUGAAGAUUUUAGUCGAUUACUGAUAUUAGGAGUGUUUAAGCCUACUAAAUUACCAUGAAUGCUGUUUUGGAAUAUUUUUGGAAGUUAAAAAAUUCUUCUUCAUACUUGUCUGAUUAUAAUUUGGAAGAAUUUGUCACUUUAUUAUACAAUUUUAUUGGUCGCCGAUUCGGAACAUUUGAACUUCCACUUAAAUAUGUGACCUGCUUCAGGGACUUUCUAUUAUUUCAAUUGGUGAACUAUAAACAUUCACUCAAUUUUCAGUGCUUGAAAUCGAGUUCGGGAUUUCCUGAUCUUACUGUACUAUACAAAAUGAUUUUCAUACUUUCUCGUUUGGAAGUGGAGGCUUUUUGUUUAGAAUAUACUCAGUGUGAUGGCUACUACUCUCCAUCAUGUUAUCUUUGCAGCUUAGACAUACUAUUAUCAACUGUGCAACUUAUAUGCAAGGAAAUUAACAGUGAUUCAUAUAGACAUCGAAUUUUCUCGUCAGGCUGUGAUUUCAGUAAGAAAUAUAAUUGCAGGUGCUAUAAGCACGUCUUGAAAUUUAAAACCAUCUGUAAAUAUGAAGAGAAAGAUUUUAUUACAGAUGCAAAUUCUAUAGAUCAAUUUCCUUUGAAAACUAAAAAGCGCCAAUAUAGAUCUGCAAUAAAAAGAAAUAUUACGUCAUCAAAUUUCAAAAAAUCAAUUGAAAGAGUCGAUUUCAUUGAUCUCAUUCCUGAUUUCGAACAUGAAAAUGACAUAUCACCCACUGAACAUAAUCUUCAUCCUUUGGAUUGUUCAAAGUCUACAUCAAUUCCUCAUCAACAUGUUCUGUCUCCUAAGCAUUCGAAUUUUUCAAAUAUAGAUGUAUUGAGGAUUUAUUUAACAAAACAUAUGACUACUGAACUUCCUCAAUUCUGCGCAUAUCCUCAUAUAUUGACUAUUCUUUGUAAAUAUAUUAAUAUGAUCCAGUUUAUCAUACAUAUGAAUAAAGAAUAUUCAAUUCAAUACAGUGAUAUAUUAGCAACAUUCAAUAUUAAUAUUUUAACAGAACUAGAAAAUGUCAUUAUUUCGAUUUAUGAAAAGUUUAUUAGGACUAAAGAUAAUUCCCUCUUAGUAACUGUGGUAAUAAUUUGUGAAAAUUUAUCGAUUAUCUAUGAUUGUAUAGAAUAUUGUAAACAUUUAAAUUUCCCUCUCAUUAUCAAUAAUAAUAAUCAUAAUAAUUUAUUAUUAGAUUUGAAUAAAUGUUUAAUUCAAUGGUUUAUUUCCAUAGAUUCUAUUCAAUAUUUUCCUUUUAAAAUAACCAUAAUUGAUACACUUGCAUAUCUUAUUCAUAUCAAUCCUCAAUAUUUCUAUAUUGACAAUCAAUGGCAUUAUGAAAUGAAUAAAUUUUUAAUGAAUUUAUCAUUUAUAAAUGGAUUAUACAUGAAUGAUUAUUCAUCUAAUGUAAAUGAUUGUAAUUGUACUAUGGAUACACAAUAUGGUGAUGAUAAUAAUAAUAAUGAUUAUUAUUAUUAUUAUUGUUAUAUGAGUUUAUUUCAUCAACUUCAUCAUUUAGAUAAACAAUUAUUACAUCAUAAUAAACAAAUAAACAAUGAUCUAAUUGUAAAUAAUGAAUUUCCUUAUUUUAUUGUUUUAUUAGAUUGUUUUAUAUCACAAACAAACAUUACUACAUUACUUAUUAAUAAUGAUAUUACUACUACUACUACUACUACUACUACUACUACUACUACUAUUAAUAAUAAUCUACCAAUUAUUUAUUGUUUAUUAUUAAAAUUUAUGUAUAUACAUAUCACAUCAAUUUCUUCUAUAUAUUUAUUAAAUGAUCAAUAUGUUCAAUGGAUAUUUGAUCUCUUGUUUAAAUUAUAUUACAUAAUAUCACCAUUCAUUUCGAAUCAUUUCAGUACUCAUACUCCUCCUCCUCCUCCUCCUCUUCCUACUGCUACUACCAAUAGUAGUAAUAAUAAUACUAAUAAUACUAAUAGUAAUACCAAUAAUACUAAUAGCAAUAAUACUAAUAGUAAUAAUAAUUAUUAUUAUUAUUAUGAUAUCGUUUAUUCAUUUUUAAUAAAUCUAAUUAAAAAUGAAAAAUUGAAUUUAUUAAAACAAAUUUUCUAUCAAUUUAUGAAGAAUUCAAAAUUCUCUAAAUUAAAAAUAAAAUUUUUCUCUCAAUUAUUGAAUCAAUUACAAUUACAAUUACAAUUAAAUCUAUUAUAUUAUAAUAAUAAUAGUAAUAAUAAUAAUAAUGAGAAUAAUAGUAGUACUAUUAUUACUUUAAUGGAUUACAUAAUAAAUGAUGUAAUGAUUCCAAUGAAAGAAAUCAAUUCAAUGGAUUUCAAUGAAAAUCAUUUUCUAUUAGAAUGCUUUAUGAAUUUAAUGAGAAUGAGAAUUCAAUCCAUUCAUUAUAUUAUAAAUGAUUCAAUCAUUAAUAUAAAUAAUUGGAAAGUAUACAAUGAUUUCAUGGAUAAUCUAUUGAAUAUAAAUGAUGUGAAUCAUUCAUAUUACUUGUUAAGAUGUUUAGUUAAUAAUAUUUUAACUGUCCAGUUGAAUCGUCCUUCAACAGUCUCCAGUGGUCACAUUCAAUUAUCGUCAAUACAAGAAUACGAACUAUUACAAAGUCGUUUGAUGUAUUCCACAGCUGGCUUAUUUUUUGAUAUUUUAAAUGAAUCAGAAAAGUUACUACACACAUCGAAUUCAAAGACUAUUGAAGAAAUCAUAUCAAUUUGGCAAUUAUUAGCUUAUCUUAUAUUAAUCUCUCAUUCAAAUUGGUCAAAUCCACCAAUGUUAAUUAAUUUAAAUCAGAAUUUAUUUCAUCAUUCAAUAAUCAAUGUUCAGAAUUCAAAUAAACAUUCGAAAAAAUCUUUUACUGAACUUGGUAUUUCAUUUAUAAGUAAAGUUAUACAAGUAAAGUUUUAUAUAGAUGAAAACUACAAGGAUCCAAUUACUGAUGUAGUUGAUUUGCGAAAUGUCAAUCAAUUAAAUUCUUUAAUUUUACCGCCAAUGAUUGUUUUACUUGAAAUGAUACCAAAUAUAGCGCCAUUAUUGAAUAAUGGUGAUUCAUAUAGUGAUAAUCAUAAUAAGUAUAACAAUUCAAUCGAUCAGUUAUUCACUAUACUAGAAGAUGCUUUUACACAAGUGCAAUUUAUUAGAACAUAUGGUUUUAAUAAUUUUUAUGAGUUCCUUGUACAUUUUAUUCAGUAUACCUUUCAUGAAAAUUCUUUUAUAAACAACAAUACUACUAUUACUACUACUGCUACCAAUAAUGAUAAGAUAACAUUAUCUAAUAAAAUGUUCGACGAACGAUCCCGAUCUUCUUCAUCAUUAACUUCUGAGGAAUCGAUAAAUAAAACAUCAAAUACUUGUACGGAUAAUCAAUAUUUUGAUCAAUCAAAUGAUAGAAACCAAAAGGAUACAAUAUACAAGUAUAAUCCACAAUCAGUACGACUAUUAGUGUUUUCAACAAGAUUAUUUAUUCGAUUAACAUUACAUAAUCUAUCAUUAUUCAAUUGUUGUCUACAUACUAAAUUAUCAUUAUCUAUUAUGAAUAAUGUAAAUGUUUCAAUGAAAUGUGAAAAUCAAUUAUGGUCAAAUUGUCUAUCAAUUAUUAUUGCUCAUUAUUUUAGUAUAUUUAAAUCAGAUAUACAUGGACCACAUUCAAUGGAGGAUAAAUAUUUACAAAUUAAUAUAAAUCAUUUAACCGAGGAGAUUUUAAAAUUAAUGACUAAUUUAUCAAAGUGUUCAAUUAUUCGACUAAGCUGUUUAGAUUUAUUACGAUGUUUCAUGAUACCACAAUAUAUCCGACCAAUUCAAUUUUGUACAGACUAUUCACAACCACUUGGUGUAUUAAGUGUGAAAUCUGUAAAACAUUUUAUGCAGCUGAUAUUGAAAGAUUUAAGACAAAUACAAAAUAUUGAAGGCAGUAACAGUCUUAACAAAGGUAAUAACCAUAAAUACCAACGCAUUACUACUCAUCAUGAUGAUGACCUUACAGAACAGGAUACGAAGCCUGCUACGCUUCAUGCGAUCAAUAGUAUAUAUCCAUACGUUACAUGUCAAAUGUUCGAUUUACUGAUUGACUGGAUUCAAACAAAUAAUGUUCUAAUGCCAACCAUAUAUACCAUUUGGCCAAAAUUAUUAAACACUCAUCUAUUAUGUUGUCAAUAUGGACAGCUACACUAUCCAAUUCUACAAUGUACUAAUAUGUGCUCUCAUCAUUAUUCUUAUGCAUUAGCAUUUGAAGAUAAUCAAUAUGAAAUUGAUAAUCAUCAAAUUUUAUAUCAAAAAUUAUUAAAUCAUAUUUGUCCAUUAUCAACCAUUAUUAAUCACCGGAGUAAUCAAUCAUUUUUGUCUACUUCGUUUAAUUAUACUACUGAUAAUCAUAGUUUGGGAUUGUCGACCUGGUUUUGUUUACAUGGAAAACAGUUAAAUAAUAUGAAGGUUAAACCUAAGUUCAAUCAAUUAUCUGAAGUGGAUCUAUUUCAAUUUGUACAAUUAAAUCAGUUACAACAUUUCAUCAGUUUGGAUAUACUAUCUUCAUCCUUAUGUCACAAUAAUCAAUCUGGAUAUCAAUCAUCGAUAAAUACCACAAACACAUUACCACCUUGUUCAACUAAUCGUAGUCACCUCUCACUUCAAAUAUGGAUAUCAUCUAUUUAUUCAUGUAUAUAUAUUCGUAUUGUUGAAAUGUCAAUCAAUAAAGAGAAUACAACAUUAGACUAUCAUGAAACAUCUAUAUCAUUAAAGGGGAAUACAAAUGAAAUUGUAUUGCUUAGUGAUUUAUGCUUAGAUUUUCCUAAAGAAUUUAAUAUUUAUGAUGAAUGGAAUCAUUUAUUUUUAUAUAUUGAAUGGAUAAAUUAUUUCAAUGCCAAAGUGUCACUUGUAAUCAAUGGUUGGUUUGAAUCUAUCGGUGAUCUAAUAUUGAUUAACAAAGAGUUUGCCGAUUCACAUAUAAACGGUCAACAUCAGUUUAUACCUCCUGUGUUGCGUUUUGGUCAUGUACUUGAUGUAUACUCUUCUUUAGAAUGUAGAAGAAAUACUUUUGAUUUAGGGAAUUUACUUUUGUUUACUGGUUUACCUUCUAGUGUGCAAAAACUUUCUUCAUCAUCUUCUGAUUAUGUCUUCAAAUGCAAAAAGAAAUCUUCAAAACAACAUCAUGAACAAAUGUCACAACAGUUAGACCAUCAAAAUGAAAAUUAUUUUAACAAUUCAAUUAAAGCAAUCGCUUUAUCACUUAGCCUUUUAGGCCCAUUAUUCAAUGGUUAUUUUGAUUCAAUUGAAUCAAGUGCAUACUAUCGAAAUUCAGCUGAUUGUAUACUUCAUGCAUUUAUACGUAGAUAUGCAUUAAAGGAUUCAACAUUGAAAAGUAAUCAUUAUCAUCCUUAUCAUCAUGACUAUGAUUAUAUCAGUCAAUUAUUGAUGAAAGCUCAUUCUUUAAUCCAUUCAGAAUUUUGGUUAAGAUUCUUAAAAACAUACUGUUCAGAGCAUUUAUUCAUCAUUUUGUUGAGUCAUAAUCUAACUUGUGUACAAUUCAUUUUACCAAAAUCGCUUAAAUCAUUCCAUAAAGCUGAAUAUAAUGAAUCGUUAACGACGGAAGUGAACAACGAUAACAUGCAUGACAUAUACUUGUUAAAUUCCAAUGUUAGCCAACAUUACAAAUCAUUUGAUGAAAAUACAAUGCAAAUUUAUUAUGCUCAUUCGUCUAAAAAGCGAUUAUGGUUAUUAAGGAGCAUAUAUUCACCUGAUAACAAUCAAUCAAUAUCUCACUAUGUUAACUACUAUUAUCGGGAAAGUUUUGAUUCAGUUUUUGAACCCCAUGGAGGUAUUGAAGUGGCAAUUUGCCUUCUUGGUGAACUUGUCUGUCAAUCACACAGUUCUAAUUUGAUUUCAUAUGGACUAAAAUUACUCUUUACAAUGUUACAUCAUUCUAGUAUAAUGUAUGCAAAAUUUUAUGCACCAGCAUUAUCACAUCCUGGUUUAGAGAAUUCAAUGGAAAGACGACAUAAAAAACUAUGGUUAUUUCAAAAUUGUAAUAAUCAGCUAAAUUGUAAACCAGUUCCAUUAAGUUUUGGACAUUGUCUGUUAGCUCGUCUAUUCAAACAUCCAAAAUUUAAUAUGAUCUCAUCUAAAUCAUAUGAAAUUAUGAAAGUUUUGCUAAAUGAAAUCAUAUUGACAUUUACUGUAAAUAUUUUAUGUAAAAAAUCUAUGAACCAUACAUCAUCCAUUGCACAUUUAUUGAUCAAUCCAAGUUUAUUACGCUGUCUUAUCUUAUUCGGUUCACAAUCAUUCUGGUAUCCUUCAUCGAAACAACAACAACAGCAAUCUGGAUUUGGUACUCAGAAUUCAACUCAUCUUUCUAAAUCAACAAACAAAUCAAUUUUAUUUAAUUAUGGUUUAAUACCUGGAAUAUUUGAAUUAUUAAUGAAUAUUAAUGAAUUGUCAAAUUCAACUAUAAUCAUUAUCAAAUUAUAUAAUUUGUCUAUAUUAGAUAAUGGCAAUUAA